Messenger RNA from Acanthosepion pharaonis, 1806 nucleotides. NCBI's taxonomy places the organism in Eukaryota, Metazoa, Mollusca, Cephalopoda, Sepiida, Sepiidae. The record is from the annotation of a GenBank genome assembly.
AUGAGCAUCAAAAUAAAAGAAAAACUUACCAUUGAUACUGAUUCAGGUAGUUCCGAUAUAAAUACUUCAUCAUUUCAUACAUUUUCUUUUGAGGCGGAUAUUCCCUUCUGUCCAAACCUGAAAGAUAAACAAUUGAGAAUCCGUCUCCCGAACAGCACGAACUCUUGUCUCGAGUUGCUCGUCGUUGAUCAUGAUACCAACAAGCAGGGAUUUGCUUCGAGUACUGAAUCUAUCUAUCUAUCUAUCUAUCUAUCUAUCUAUCUAUCUCAAAUCUAUCUAUCUAUCUAUCUAUCUAUCUCAGUCUGUUCAUAUCUAUCUAUCUAUCUCAGUCUGUUCAUAUCUAUCUAUCUAUCUAUCUAUCUAUCUAUCUAUCUAUCUAUCUAUCUAUCUAAGUCUGUUCAUAUCUAUCUAUCUAUCUAUCUAUCUAUCUAUCUAUCUAUCUAUCUCAUUCUGUUCGUAUCUAUCUAUCUAUCUAUCUAUCUAUCUCAGUCUGUUCAUAUCUAUCUAUCUAUCUAUCCAUCUAUCUAUCUAAGUCUGUUCAUAUCUAUCUAUCUAUCUGUCUGUCUAUCUAUCUAUCGAUCUAUUUCAGAUUAUUAUUAUUAUUAUUCUCUUCUUCUUCUUCUUCUCUUCUUCUUCUUCUUCUUCUUCCUCCUCCUCCUCCUUCUUCUUCUUCUGUUUCCUCCUUCUUCUUCUUCUUCUUCUUCUUCUUCUUCUUCUUCUCUGCCCUUUCUCUUUUGUCUAUCUGUAUGUCUGUCUAUCUGUAUGUCUGUCUAUCUGCUUAUCUAUCAAAUUGUCUGUCUGGCUUGCUGGAUGGCUGUAUUUUUAUUUUAUCUAUCUAUCUAUCUAUCUAUCUACCUUACCUAUCUAUCUGUCUGUCUGUUUAUCUAUCUAUCUAUCUAUCUAUCUAUCUAUCUAUCUAUAUAUAUAUAUAUAUAUAUAUAUAUACAGUCUGUCUGUCUAUCUACCUACUUACUCUCUCUCCCCGCACCUGCCUCUCUCUCUCUCUCUCUCUCUCUCUCUCUCUCUCUCUCUCUCUCUCUAUGCCCCCACCAUUCUCUCUACAUUUUAUUUUGGACUUCUUGUCUACUUCGUCUGUUUUUCCCAAAUGACGCAAUUAUCAGGUAUUCUGAACCCGGACGUGACCAGCCUACAUCCGAUUUGAACGAGUUUUCAGACGUGCGUGUUUUUCAGGAGUGUAGCAGCGCCAUUGUGUUGAUAACACUAGUCGUAGCUGUGCAGAAUUUCAAGCUACAAAAUGCUGCUCCUUUCGAAAGGUUAAGCACCUACUGUAGCUCUGAGUGCGAAUUUGAAUAUUUAACGCCAAUUUUUCCAGUAAAUUCUAUGUGGGCCAAUUUUUAUUUUCCUUUACCCACAUCUCAAGAAAAAUGGGAGUCAACAUGCAGUGUGAUUACGCAAUUCCUGAACUGUUCUGUAGAGGCCACUGUCGGUUGCAGAGAAGAACGACCUCCAAUGGUGAGAUUGGCUCAAGUAAAAAAUGCCUAUGGAUAUUUGUGUGGUGAGGGUGCACAACAGUUCUUGGCUGUUUUGCCUUGCUUAGGUAAACACUACGACCAAAUGGUCAUUAACAAAUGCGUAAUGGAAAGGAAAAGUAGGGCUCGCAGAGGCCCUGAUGCAGAUUUAUGCAAUGAAUUAAAAAACACUUAUGAUUGUACAGUAGAGAAUGUUGAGAAGAACUGCGGUGAAGAAGCGAGAAAAUUUAUGUCGGUCUUCAUUAAAAAAACCCACAAAGAACUGAAGAGAAUGGUCAACUGUGACAGAUUUUUGCCAAACAAACGCGAAGAAUAG